UGAAACUCUCUCUCUCUCUUGCGUCUGAUUGUGGUGUUGGAACGGGGCGGUUGGGACCAGAUCUCGGUGGGAGGGAGAGAGGCUUAAUGCUCUGAUAGCCAGACCUGUUCAGGAGCUUCGGAUGCUGGAGUUUCACGCAUGUCAGAGGAUACGAGGGAAGGGUGUGCAAAUGCAGCGAGAUGUUCAGUGCUGCAUGCAGUACUCUCACGGAAAAGUCCGGACCAAAGAUGUCCUGAGGUAUGAGAGGCAGACGGAGGGGCCGGAUUGCAGCAUAAGAGCCAUCAUAUUGUACACCAAAAAGGCAGUGAAGUGCGCUGAUCCGAGGGACAGGAAGGUGAAGAGGUUACUACGGAAACUGAACCAGAGGCUGGGAGCCAAAGCGCGCAGGACCAUGUGGUUACAUCCACAUUUGAAUCUGCCUGUUAUGUCGGAGGUCGCUGUUGUGAAUUCCCAAAAGAUGAACAAGACCAAGUGAAAGUCGAGGGAAGACAGAUGAUUGAUGAAACUCCAGCCUUCUUGUGUGUCACUGUUUUCUUACAUGUUUAAGAAAAUCUCUGUAGACUCAUUCACUA
Danio rerio (zebrafish) is the source of this 572-nucleotide messenger RNA. The record is from RefSeq and is a predicted model, not a curated record. Lineage: Eukaryota; Metazoa; Chordata; Actinopteri; Cypriniformes; Danionidae.